GGCGGGCCCGCGCGUCCCGGCCCGGUUGCGGCGGAGCGCGCGGGGCCAGCUCUGCAGAAGGCGGCGGCUGGCUGGCCGGGACGGUCACAUUCCGCUGCAGGAGCCGGCUUCACAGCCGCACUGCCCUCCCACACCGGGGACCCAGGCCAGCGGGCAGAUCGCGCGGGCAACGCCCCCUGCUCCGGGGCAGACCGCGCGGCCCGGGCGAGCUCUGGGGGCGCCGCAGACCCGCGCCCACUCCGCCUCUGCGCUCUGCCCGCAGCUCGGCCCGCGCUGCCCGCCUCGCCGGGCCCGCGCCGGGAUGGGGUAGGGGCAGCGCCACAGUCGGGCGAUGGGCCGCCCUCUGGGCAUCGAACAGCCCCCCGAGGCCUGACGGACCGCGAGGACCGGGGGAGGAGCCCCGCCUGGAUGUCAAGCGAAUGCCCCAGUGCCCCGCAGCCGACUCGGUGGGGACCAUGGCUUCGCUGAUGCCCCUCUCCCCUUAUCUAAGCCCAACGGUCCUCCUGCUGGUCAGCUGUGACCUGGGCUUUGUGCGAGCAGACCGACCUCCCUCUCCUGUGAAUGUGACGGUCACUCACCUCAGAGCCAACUCGGCCACUGUGUCCUGGGACGUCCCAGAAGGCAACAUCGUCAUUGGUUACUCCAUUUCCCAGCAACGGCAGAAUGGCCCUGGGCAGCGUGUGAUCCGGGAGGUGAAUACUACCACUCGAGCCUGUGCCCUCUGGGGCCUGGCUGAAGACAGCGACUACACAGUUCAGGUCAGGAGCAUUGGCCUUCGGGGAGAGAGCCCCCCAGGGCCCCGGGUGCACUUCAGAACUCUCAAGGGCUCUGAUCGGCUGCCCUCCAACAGCUCCAACCCAGGUGACAUCACAGUGGAGGGUCUGGAUGGAGAGCGACCACUGCAGACAGGAGAAGUGGUCAUCAUUGUGGUGGUGUUGCUCAUGUGGGCUGCCGUAAUUGGGCUAUUCUGCCGCCAGUAUGACAUCAUCAAGGACAAUGACUCCAACAACAACCCCAAGGAGAAGGGGAAGGGACCGGAACAGAGUCCUCAGGGAAGGCCAGUGGGGACAAGACAGAAAAAGUCACCAUCCAUCAACACCAUCGACGUUUGAAUGAAGAGCGUUUGAGGGAAGAAAGAGAACCAGAAGAGAAAUUCGCUAACAACUUGGGGAUGGGGAUGGGGAUGGGGUCAGGGAGAGCCUGAUAGUGAGCUUCUCAGACUCCCAGAGAGUAAUGCACUCCUACAAUCUCAGGCUGGUGCCCGUCCUCUUUCCAUUGUGAGCAGGGCCAGAAGGUAGGUCUGUUAGAGUCUGGACCCCUGGACCUAGGAGUGGAUAUCAGAUGGGACAUCUCCUCCCAUCACCCAGGUCCAGGGAGAGUAACUUGUUCAACCCUGUCCCAUUAGGUCCCAAAUAGGGGCCCCAUGUCACUUACAUCAGGACUCUUGGCAUCCCCAGCUGCCCCCACAUCUUGCUUGUGAUCCUCAGAGAGGGGUGUUUCUGUGGCUACUCACCCUCCUCCAGCGAAUAAGAGGAAUUGUCUGGGCCUAGAGACAGAUGCUGCACUGCACUACUCCAAUGUCUUCCACGGAGCCUCUGGUGCUCCCCCCUCACCUGGCAGCCCCUCCAGCUGGCUGGUGGUCUCACCCCUGGGACAUUUUUCCAAUAAAGGUUCUUGGACAAACUGGA
This is a messenger RNA of Castor canadensis (American beaver), 1688 nucleotides long. It is a transcript of the gene Fndc4, whose product is annotated as fibronectin type III domain containing 4. Gene Ontology annotation, molecular function: protein binding. The record is from RefSeq and is a predicted model, not a curated record. Gene Ontology annotation, cellular component: extracellular region; plasma membrane. Gene Ontology annotation, biological process: negative regulation of inflammatory response. Lineage: Eukaryota; Metazoa; Chordata; Mammalia; Rodentia; Castoridae.